AUAAACUAGGGCACCACUGAGGUCUAUAGUUCUAUGUUGAAAAGUUGGAGCAUAAAGGCGGAAGUGAGAAAAGGCUAAAGUGACUGUGAGAUAAAAUGCCAGAGACUAAGCUGAAAUCGGGAAAUGCAGGAGACGACACACACUUACGUGUGAUGGAUAUCGAUGGCUACAUUAUCCCCACAUUUCCUUUCCAGGAUCAUGAAAAACACUUCCGGUCAAUGCCAGGCUGGAGAGCACGAGAAGAUGACAUCAUAAUCAGUGCCUAUCCAAAAGCCGGGACACAUUGGUUAUGGGAAGUCGCGAGCAUGUUGGUCCGUCACAAAGCAGAGCGUAUUCCGGAGAUAAAGGAGACUGCCAUGAUGGAGGGUCUUACGGAAGAAACGUUCGACAACAUGUCGUCCCCCCGAGUCAUAAACACACAUGUCUAUUUCAAGUAUCUACCCAAGGACUUCUUUGAUAAGAAGUGUAAAAUCCUGUACAUCAUUAGAAAUCCAAAAGAUAUUGCUGUUUCAUUUUACAAUCAUCACAGAAAACUUUUAGAAUACGAGUUUGAUGGAGCAUGGGAGGAUUAUCUCAAACGAUUUAUUAAGGGAAAAGUUGAUUAUGGGUCCUGGUUUGACUACACUCUAGAAAUGGAAAAGUUCAUGGAGGAAAACCAAGAUUACCCUAUCCAUGUGUUGUAUUAUGAAGAUAUGAAGGAGGACAGUAUUAAAGAAAUUAAAAGACUAGCAGGCUUUUUGAAUGUGGAAGCGAGUGAUGAGUUGGUCACACAAAUUAACAGUCUCUGUCAGUUUGACAAAAUGAAAAACGAGAAAAACUCUGGAGAAGAUCUCUCAGAAUGGAGGGAUAACAACCCAGGGAUGUACAGGAAAGGACAAGUUGCAGAUUGGAAGAAUUGGUUCACUGUUGCCCAGAAUGACAUGUUUGACUCAAUUUACAAGGAGAAAAUGAGCAAUUCGAAAGUUCAAGUCAGAUUCUCUAUCUGAAUACACUAUCUAUGCAAUUACUUUUUUUAUUAUUAAGGAUGCGUAGCUUUCUAAAGAAACAUAAGAAAGCAAUUAAAACUGAAAAGAAAACAACGAACAACAACAAAACUACAAAAACAACGAAACGUUAACUUGUACUUUUUUGUUGUUGUAGAUGUAUGCUGGGUAGUCAGAUACCAGUAAUUAUUGUAACAUGUCAAAUUAAUGACUACAUGUAUAUACUUCUAUUAAGCUACAAGUAUACGGUGAAGUAGCAGUUACUUAUUGUAAGAUAGUAAUCGUUAAAUUAAACACUUAUUUAAAAUUAUUGGCUGAAACUAGGUUUAGUUAUGUUUAGAUAUGAUAUACUGCAAUAUAGAAAUAUACCUUCUUGUAUUAAGGUGUAGUACUGUGAGAGAGCUGUAAAGAGGUAUUUCUCAGAAAUAAACAGAAUGUGGAAAUAAUUGGUAGAAUAUUCUUUUGUACAAUAAACAAUCGGUCCAACGUAGCAAGCUGCAUUCAUGUACAGAUAUUUCUCAUUAGUAUAAGAGCAUGUUAUAAUUCAAGUACACAUGUACAUGUAAUUUUAUGCAAGUUCGAUGUGUUUGAAAGUAGGUUAUGCUUAUUUACUGUAUGCAGCAUUUAUAUACGCUAUAUAGUUAAGUAUCAUUUAAUAAUUCGGAAAGUCAUAUGUCUUCCUAGUAUUUUUAUUAUGUCACCUUAGUGACUCAAGUCACUUAAUAAAACCAUAAAAAUUCA
This is a messenger RNA of Saccostrea echinata, 1724 nucleotides long. RefSeq names its product sulfotransferase 1B1-like. The coding region runs from base 96 to 986 and encodes 296 amino acids. Gene Ontology annotation, cellular component: cytoplasm. Gene Ontology annotation, molecular function: sulfotransferase activity. NCBI's taxonomy places the organism in Eukaryota, Metazoa, Mollusca, Bivalvia, Ostreida, Ostreidae. Gene Ontology annotation, biological process: sulfation. The record is from RefSeq and is a predicted model, not a curated record. The transcript has 6 exons.